Messenger RNA from Wallemia ichthyophaga EXF-994, 702 nucleotides. RefSeq lists its product as uncharacterized. The record is from RefSeq and is a predicted model, not a curated record. NCBI's taxonomy places the organism in Eukaryota, Fungi, Basidiomycota, Wallemiomycetes, Wallemiales, Wallemiaceae. The transcript is spliced from 2 exons. The coding region runs from base 1 to 702 and encodes 233 amino acids.
AUGGAUAUUACGCCCUCUGAUAACCCAGGUGGCUUCAUCGUUGAAUCUGAUGAUGAGCCUGAUGAGCCUGAUACAACAUCCCUUCUCCCGUUCUCCCGCAUCAGACCCAUCUUGCGCUCUCUCAAUCUCGACGAUAAUGAUGAGCAAGUGUUAGACAUUUUUAAGCAAGCGGCCUUAGGGUGGGGGAGUGGUGAUGCAGACGACAACGAUAUUGGCACUAUCCCCUGGCAAGAUUUCGCUUCGGUGGCAGCAGUCCUCGUUGCUCAGAGAGAUGCAGACAGGGAUUUGCAAGGUGAUGAAAUGGACGAUGAUGACGACGACGUGGAUGCAUACAAGCUUCAACCAGGCGACGAUGAUCUCAGUGAUCCGAGUGACCCGGGUGAUCCAAGUGACGCCGAGAGUGAUCGCGUAAGCGAUCUAGUUGAACAUGACAAACCCUCCAAGAAAAGUGAAAGGAAAGUAAGCCAGAAACAACACGACAGCAGCUUGGACACCUUCAGACUCUUCUUCCCAGACCCUCAUUUUGUCACUCAAGACUCAACUCUUUCUCUCAGCGACUUGAAACGCGUUAUCAGAUCGCUUAAAGAAAAGAUUAGUGAUGAGCAGGCGACAAAAAUGAUGUCUAUGGUGUCCACCUCUAACAACACUUCUGUAUCCUACCAAGACUUCACUCAGAUGCUACUAUACACCAAUCUCAUUUGA